Molecule: messenger RNA, 2561 nt
Organism: Andrographis paniculata
Lineage: Eukaryota; Viridiplantae; Streptophyta; Magnoliopsida; Lamiales; Acanthaceae
Exons: 19
Coding region: 72-2126 (684 amino acids)
Cellular component (GO): cytosol; ribonucleoprotein complex
Molecular function (GO): GTP binding; GTPase activity
Source: RefSeq, a predicted model, not a curated record
AUCCUGCUUUCUUUCCUCUGCUGAACAGAGCAGAGCAGAAGCAGCGAUUUAUCCCUAUCGCGGCUCCAGGAAUGGUUGGACCGCUGCUCCGCUCUCUUUACUCCGCCGCCGCUGGCAAAUUCUACUCAUCUUCUUCUUCCUCAUUGGGCCCUGCCUCUGUCUCUGCCUCUGCCUCUGCCUCCCAUUUCUUGAGGCGCCUGAAAGCUCAUGGAAACGCGGGCUUGGCGAGGCCAUAUUCGUCAGCGCCGUUGCCUUCAGCUGCGGAUGCUCCCGGAGGCGCCGUCGAUCCCAGUCGUAUUCGGAAUGUUGCUGUAAUAGCUCACGUUGACCAUGGGAAGACAACACUCAUGGAUCGGCUCCUGCGCCAGUGCGGCGCCGAUAUUCCACAUGAGCGUGCGCUGGAUUCGAUCAGUCUAGAGCGUGAGCGUGGCAUUACCAUAGCCUCCAAGGUUACAUCUAUUUCCUGGAAAGAAAAUGAGCUAAACAUGGUUGACACUCCUGGACAUGCAGAUUUUGGUGGUGAAGUUGAACGAGUUGUGGGCAUGGUAGAGGGUGCAAUUUUAGUUGUUGAUGCUGGUGAAGGUCCACUGGCACAGACAAAAUUUGUUCUUGCAAAGGCUUUAAAAUAUGGUCUACGUCCUAUACUUCUUCUAAAUAAAGUAGACCGACCUUCAGUUUCUGAGGAGAGGUGCAAUGAAGUCGAGAGCCUAGUGUUCGACCUUUUUGCAAAUCUUGGUGCCACAGAGGAGCAAUUAGAGUUUCCUGUUCUUUAUGCUUCUGCAAAGGAAGGGUGGGCCUCAUCCUCCUACACCAAAAGUCCUCCCAGUAACACAAAGAACAUGUCUGAACUACUUGAUGCAAUCAUAAGACAUGUUCCUCCUCCUGUUGCUAGCCUUGAUGCCCCUUUUCAGAUGUUGGUGUCUAUGAUGGAAAGAGAUAAUUAUGUUGGGCGGAUCCUCACAGGUCGCAUAUAUUCUGGCGUCCUCCAAGUGGGUGAUAAAGUGCAUGGACUUCAAAAUACGGAUUCUGGGACUGUCAAAAUUGAAGAGGGGAAGGUUGUCAAGCUGAUGAAAAAGAAAGGCAUGAAUAUUGUGUCAGUUGAUAGUGCUGGUGCUGGUGAUAUAGUGUCUAUAGCUGGGCUGUCUAGCCCAGCAAUAGGGCACACUGUAGCAACCGUUGAGGUUUUGACAGCUUUGCCUACUGUUGAGCUUGAUCCCCCCACCAUUUCCAUGACUUUUGGAGUUAAUGACUCACCAUUAGCUGGCCGAGAUGGUACUUAUUUAACUGGAAGACAAAUUGGUGAUCGCUUAAUGGCAGAAGCCGAAAGGAACCUUGCAAUAAAUGUUCUCUCUGGUACAUCAGACUCUUAUGAAGUUCAAGGAAGAGGAGAGCUUCAAUUAGGUAUCCUUAUUGAGAACAUGAGGCGUGAAAAGUUUGAGCUUUCUGUGUCCCCUCCUAGAGUCAUGUAUAAAUUUGAAAAUGGGCAAAAGCUGGAGCCAAUUGAAGAGGUUACAAUUGAGGUAAAUGAAGAGCACGUGGGUUUGGUUAUGGAAGCUCUUUCCCAUAGGCGAGGUGAGGUUACUGAUAUGGGGCCAGUCCCAGGCAAUGUUGGUAGGACUAGAGUUUGUCUGACUUGUCCUUCCAGGGGGUUGGUUGGUUAUAGAAGUGUUUUCAACAGUGAUACAAGAGGCACCGGAUUUAUGCAUCGAGCAUUCCUGAAGUAUGAGAAAUACCGAGGCCCCCUAGGACAUGUCCGAAAAGGAGUACUGGUAUCAAUGGGAUUUGGUACCAUCACUGCUCAUGCAUUGAUGAGUUUGGAAGCUCGUGGCAUACUCUUUGUCAAGCCUGGAAUGGAGACAUAUGAUGGCAUGAUUAUCGGUGAACAUUCCCGAGAUACAGAUCUUGAUGUUAAUCCUGUGCGAACAAAGGAGCUGACAAAUAUUCGUGCACCUUCCAAGGAUGAAAAUAUUAAGCUAACUCCUCCCCGAAUUAUGACUCUUGAGGAAGCGAUUGGGUACGUUGCUUCUGAUGAGCUAAUUGAGGUUACUCCUAGCGCCAUUCGUCUAAGAAAGAAAUACCUGGAUGUCAACAAGCGGAAAGCUAUGAGUAAAAGGCCAAAGGAGUGAGACUACUUCAAGCUCUACAAUUUUGUGAGCCAAUACCUACUCUUUUUAUUUCCAAUUUACACUUUUGCCGAAUUUUCCCAUACGAAUUGUUGAUAUAUAUAAGGGCAUAUAUAGUAAUUUAUAGCUUGUAAUAGUCUAUUAAUAAUAGGUUAAUCAUUUCUGUCAUAUUUAUCCUCACUGAUGAUUUAAUAAGGUAUUCUCCAAACUGCAAGAUAUUGCAGCUGUUGUUGUCACUUUCCAUUAUAUUUAAAGUUCAAGAUUUAACAGAAGUGCUGCUGAUAGAUAGUGAAUGGUUUCUUUUCAUUUGUAGUAAAAUUGGUUUUGUAUGAAAAGAGAUGUUGGAAUGUUAUUUGUACUAUGGGAUGUAAAUAGACAUUGAUCUAUGUAAAAUUAUUUUAAAGUAUAAUAUAAAAAAUAAAAAAUAGAUAUUUGAUU